Molecule: messenger RNA, 1593 nt
Organism: Suillus fuscotomentosus
Lineage: Eukaryota; Fungi; Basidiomycota; Agaricomycetes; Boletales; Suillaceae
Exons: 7
Coding region: 1-1593 (530 amino acids)
Source: RefSeq, a predicted model, not a curated record
AUGCCCAGCCAACAAAGAGAAAAAGAAGGUGCUUAUAAAUAUACAUACAUCUCAUCUAAAACUCGGAGGGGAAAUGUUUCAUGGAAAGAAGCGGAUACUGUCUAUGAAGACUAUGACAGUGAGGUGGAGCCAACCUCACCGGUGAAACAAAAACACCACCAGAAUAUUGAAGAUCAUUCACUGGUCAAUUAUGACAGAGAGAUAUAUGAUGAUUUUGGGACAGGAGGCUUAAUUAGUAUCCAACGAAAGACAAAAGAGGGCUUUAUUCAUUGUCUGUCCUGCUCAGGAGAGCACAGCUGGUGUUCCUCAUGUGCUGUCAAAGCCCACCAGCACAACCCCUUCCACAACCUUCAGCUUUGGAAUGGCAAGUUCUACGAGUCUACUACCCUACGGGACCAUGGACAUCCUUGCCCCAAUGUGUUGCAGCAGUCAAACCUGUCACCCUGGUCAGAUCUUGGAGCCAUGGAAGAUGUGUUUGCAUACGUGGAGGGGGAUACUAUUUAUGAAACACAGUUGGGAUUGUCUAACCUGGUCAUUGUGCACUCCACUGGAGUUUACUCACACUGUGUAUCCUGGUGUCAGUGUCCUGGAGCUGAGAAGGACAGACAUCUACAUCUGCUAAAAGCAAAGUUAUUUCCUGCCAGCAUCACUCGGCCUCAAUCUGCUUUUACCUUCGAUGUGCUAGAUAACUUCCUCAUAGACGCUUUGGAGUGCAAGACCUCAGCUAUGAGUUUCUAUCAAGAGCUAUGUUGUUUUACCAACAAUGCUUUCCCUCAUACAAUACCUGAUCGCUACCGUGAACUUAUGCGGGUGUCUCAUAUAUGGAGGGAUUUGGUCAAUAGAAUAAGGUUUGGCUUUGCACAUGAGUCGGACAGAUCUCCUGGUCCAGGGGAUUUAGCUCUUUAUUGUCCAGCAUGUUCCCAGCCUGGCAUCAACUUACCUUCUUCUUGGAAGGAUACCUAUGACAGUUGGUUGGUCAUGCAAAGAUAUGUUGUCGAUGGAAAUUUUACAGCUCAGCAUAUGAAGAUGAAGACUCCAGAAGAUGAUGUUUCACUAGCAGACGGAAAGGGAUACAUGGUAACAGAAGGACCUUAUGAAACUCACAUAAUAGAAUCUAAAUCAUCUUGCAGCAAUCACCGUACUGUGAAUGCAGCCAAUGUCCAGAGAAGCAACCUAAGAGCUACAGGAGUUGGGGCAACUGCAUGUGCUAGGCAUGGAUGUUUUGUUCCUCAUGCAGUAGUUGACUUCCAAAAGGGAGAGAGUAUCCACUUCCAUGAAUGGGUGAAUCAAAGCUAUCACCUGUCUCUUCCUCAAUCAAUCAAAAUAUUGCCAGUGGUCGGCAAGUUUCAUCUAAGCGCUCAUAAGCUACUGUGCUUUCCCAGAUUCAGCCUUAAUUUUAUUACAGGAGCUGGUCAUAUUGAUGGGGAAAUCUUGGAGACCCUCUGGGCCCCGUUUAACAAGAUUUCCCCAACUGCAAGGUCCAUGACUCUCUCUCACAGACAGGAAGUCUUGGACGACCAUAUGAGGGAUUCUAAUUGGAAGAAGCUUGUCAGAAUUGGCAAGUCCCCUUUAUUUCCGAGAUGUCAACUUUGA